GACCCCAACAUAGUUGGGAAAAAGCUAGGCCAAUGAUGAUCUAUUUCAGUCAUCAGUAUUUGCAAGCAGCACUAGUAGUUACAAUAAGAUGGGACCAUAUUUCAUUAAUUUUUCUGAUAUUAAGAAUGAUUAUUAAAUGUCUGAAACAACAAGCCAUUGGUUUAAAUAUUUCACACAAAACAUAAAUCGCUGUCCCUCACUAUAACAUUAAAGGCUAUGCAUUAAUAAUUCAGUUAACCAUUACCACAAACAAUAUUCACUGUUCACACUGCAGUCUUCCACCAUGGACUUCAAAUCCCCAUGGUGGGUGAAAUACAGGAAAAGGCGGUAUAAAACAAAGAACUAUCUGACCUUCGAGGUGAUAUUAAGAAGAAGUUUUAGGGAGACAGUCCGCGAGUAUUUGUCUUGCGCCUCUAUAGCCGGGAUCAGGGAAAUAAAUAACCCGAAUAAUACUUUUUUGCACCGACUUGCAUUUCAUUUCAGUUUGCGCUAUACCAUUUAUUGUUUCCCUAGCGCUCUCCGCAUCGUCCUCCUCUUCACAUCACUGGUCAACAUCAUGUACUUCCUCCAGUAUACCUGGAACUCCACCUUGGCUAACCCUCUGGUAGUGACAGGAGAGUCCUCUACUUACCCGAUCAAGGACAUCGACUUCCCAGCAAUUGCCUUCUGUAAUAUCAACAGAAUCAGUUUAAAAGCUCUUAAGCUACAUGCGGCGAAAAUGUACCCAAGAUUGUCGAAACUGAACUUCUCUCUGGCUCACCUGGAGUUCUUCUACCAGAACAUGGGCAGACUGAUAGACUUCUCUUACGAUGACACCAGGCUUUACGCGAAACUGAUGGAUGCCUUCUCUUUGAAAGAGUUCAGCGAUAUGACUGUGGGUUUGAUGAGGGAGUUAGCUCCAAAUUGCGAAGAAACGCUGAUCAAAUGCCAAUGGGCUGGGAAGGUGGUGGACUGUAAAAAUAUCUUCGAACUUCGGAGAACUGUAUUGGGACACUGCUGCGCUUUCAACUACGUUCUAGACUAUAAUGCAGCCGUCAGCCUCCACGCAACCAUAGCCCCAGUGAAGCGUCAGACAGUACCAGGAGUGAACAAUGGUCUGCGUGUCGUCAUGGAUGCGAUGAUAGAUGACUAUGCCUUUCCAUUGACUUACAGGACUGGGUUUGAGGUACUUAUAUUUGAUCCGAUCCAUUUCGCUGACAUGACUGGUGGCAGGGUCAUACAGCGCAUGGUCCAACCAAACCAGGAGCAGUUCUUCCAAGUGGAAUCAGUGAAGCAGAUUGCAUCACCAGAGGUCCGGAAGUAUCCCUUGUCAGCGAGAAAAUGCCUCUUCCGCGAUGAAAAUGUGAAAGAAUUCCACAAUAAGUACUCGUACAGCGCCUGCCUGGUCAAGUGUAGGAAAUCGCUACAAAAAUGUACCGACCUGUACGUUAAAAAUUUAAGGUGUCUCGAUAAAUAUAGGGAAAAGCUGCAAUACUUGUAUCCUUUAGACACGGAAGAUACCGAGGGCUUGGAACAAGAGCUGGUGGAUUCCCUGUACUGUCCUGAAUGUCUUCCAGACUGUGAGCUGACACAGCACUCCACGAAGUCAUACAAAAUACCGCUACAAACUACUAGAAUGAGAAAUGGAAUAAAUCUUACUGACAAAUGCGUUAUAAGCAUUUUUCAUCCCACGACAAGCGGUAUUUUACAUAGACUGGAUGUGGUCGCUUAUUGGUUUGAGAUAUUGAGCAACAUCGGUGGAUUUUCUGGUAUGCUCAUGGGGAUCGGAAUCUACACAGUUUACUUUCUUUUUGUUUAUACGUUUUGUGAAAUACUUUAUUCUAAUUACAAUAAAUAUCGCUAA
Trichoplusia ni (cabbage looper) is the source of this 1843-nucleotide messenger RNA. RefSeq names its product pickpocket protein 28-like. NCBI's taxonomy places the organism in Eukaryota, Metazoa, Arthropoda, Insecta, Lepidoptera, Noctuidae. Gene Ontology annotation, molecular function: ligand-gated sodium channel activity. Bases 284 to 1843 code for a protein of 519 amino acids. The transcript has 12 exons. The record is from RefSeq and is a predicted model, not a curated record. Gene Ontology annotation, biological process: sodium ion transmembrane transport. Gene Ontology annotation, cellular component: membrane.